AUGGCUUUUAGAAAUACAUCAAUGAAAAUCCUUCAUGUUUCCAGCAACGUGGCAACUACAGAGUCUGCUAACUUCUAUUAUAACUUCUCCAUCACUGGUCCCAGUCAAAACAGAAGUGAGAAUUUUCAAUUUACAAGAGUCUUCCUGCUCUGUAUGUAUUCAGAUGUUUUCAUCUUUGGCCUAGCAGAAAAUGCACUGGUCUUUGCCAUACUAGUUUUCCACAUGAAACUGAAGAUGAUGACAGACAUGUUUUUGGUGAACUUGGCUAUAGCUGAGGUCUUCCUUUGGAUGCUGCCACUCUAGGGAUAUUCUGUUGCUCAGGAGUGGACUUUAGGCACCGUGGCAUGAUACACUUCAAUGUUAACUCUAAUGUCUAUCACCUUUGACUGACUUAUUGCUAUCACUUUUGCCACCGAAACACAUAUGUGUCAAACCAAACAACAAAUGACAUGGGGCAAAUUAAUCUGUGUCUUGAUCUCAGUGGUCAUGCUAGCAUUUGCCACACUAUUUUUUAGUGAGGUGUUUAAUAUUGAUAAGGCAUUAUGUCAGGAAGAAUAGCCAAACCAUCACACAGAAUUGGCUCUUGAAGUGAUCCAAGUGACUCUUGCGUAUUGUAUUCCUAUGCUAGCCAUGUUCACUGGCUACUCACUAAUUAUUAGAACUUUACUGCAUGCCAGAAUUCUUCAAAAGAACAAAUCUAUAAAAAUAUUUUCUGUAGUUGUCCCGUUUAUCCCCUCUCAGUUACUCUAUACUUUCUUGAGACAGAUAAUUAACACAGACUGGAGCAUUAACUUGAAUAGCAGUUUUGAAUAUGCAAUUAUCAUAACAGGAACUCUUGCUUAUUUCCAUGGCUGUCUUAACCCUGUUCUGCAUUUCUUCAUGGGGAUGAAAAUCAGAAGGUACUUACAGGAAAUUAUUAAAAUCUCAAGAUGUAUCAAACAACAAGUUAUGGCUAAACAGUGGCAAACCACUGAACAGGAAGACUCUCAACCUACUGCUUCAAAUAAUGCAGAUGCCAAAAGCUACAAAAACUGCCUAGAAAAUCUGUCAACUAUUUCACCAUUUCUGUUUCACAUUGUUUUUUUGUAA
Molecule: messenger RNA, 1089 nt
Organism: Pseudopipra pipra
Lineage: Eukaryota; Metazoa; Chordata; Aves; Passeriformes; Pipridae
Product: C-X-C chemokine receptor type 6-like
Biological process (GO): calcium-mediated signaling; immune response; positive regulation of cytosolic calcium ion concentration
Cellular component (GO): membrane; external side of plasma membrane
Molecular function (GO): C-X-C chemokine receptor activity; C-C chemokine receptor activity; coreceptor activity
Source: RefSeq, a predicted model, not a curated record